AGCAAAGCCUCAAAACCUGACCAUCAGAGCAAAAGAAAAAGACAGGUGAGCGUGGGAGAAAAGAGAUAGAUAGCCCAUAGAAAAUGGCUCUUAUAGCAGAUGAACUCAAGGCCAAGGCUGAGGUCUACUACGGCGACGAGAUGUGCCAAAUGUGUACCCAGCUCUUGCUCAGGGAAGCAGGCCUCCCCAAUGGUCUGCUUCCAUUGAAGGACCUAAUCGAGUGCGGCUAUGUCCAGGAAACUGGAUAUGUGUGGCUCAAGCAAAGCAAGAGGGUUGACCACAACUUCCAGAGUCUAGGAAGGCUGGUCUCUUAUGGCACAGAGAUCACCGGCUAUGCCGAGAAGGGCAGGAUCAAGAAGAUCAAAGGGAUAAAGACCAGGGAGCUCAUGUUGUGGGUCCCAGUGGAGGAGAUUGCUCUUGAUGAUCCAGCAACUGGAAAGCUUAUCUGCAAGAGCAUUGCUGGGAUUACAAAAACCUUCCCUGCAUCAGCUUUCCAUGUCCCAGAGAAGGAGAAUGUCAAGAUGAACUGUGCUGCACCGAAACCAGUGGUCCUCAUGGAGAGAACUCCACGAGUUGUUAAGAACAACUGAUCCUUCUGCACCCACUGGUAUUUGGAUUUAACGGUCAUCAUCAGCCCUUAUUCCUACAUAUUUAAAUAAUGACUGAACUGGUGCUUUAUUGUCCGUUUAUGUACUUCGAAAGUGAUAGCCCAAAGUUCUUCCUAUAUACUGCAGUUGUAUGAUUGCAGGCAUCUAUUGUCCUGGAAGGCAACCACCCAACUUCCUUUCAUGUACUAUGUAGCUCUAUAUUACUAAUAUGAAGCAUGCUGUGGACUUCUAUGAGAUGUUUCCUUUUUUUCUCUUUGCAGAGAAAAUACCA
This is a messenger RNA of Sorghum bicolor (sorghum), 879 nucleotides long. RefSeq lists its product as uncharacterized. The record is from RefSeq and is a predicted model, not a curated record. Bases 84 to 590 code for a protein of 168 amino acids. NCBI's taxonomy places the organism in Eukaryota, Viridiplantae, Streptophyta, Magnoliopsida, Poales, Poaceae. The transcript has a single exon.